Lactuca virosa is the source of this 1096-nucleotide messenger RNA. NCBI's taxonomy places the organism in Eukaryota, Viridiplantae, Streptophyta, Magnoliopsida, Asterales, Asteraceae. The record is from the annotation of a GenBank genome assembly.
CCAAGCCAAGCCCAACUCUAAUUUCAUUGGUUUGCGAAACCCUAAAUAUCAGAUCACAUCGUUUUAUGCCUUGGUAAAAGGAAAACCCCUAUACAUUUGUGUUAGGGUUCUUCGUCAUCGCCGUUUCGAAGCUGCGAAUCCAAGUUUUCACAAAUGGCUCCGAAGAAGGGUGGAAAGCCGAUUGUAACCAAGAAGAAAACGGAGAAGGUCGCGAAUCCAUUGUUCGAGAAACGACCAAAGCAAUUUGGAAUCGGUGGAGCUUUGCCUCCUAAGAAGGAUCUUCACAGAUUCGUAAGAUGGCCUCAAGUCGUCCGAAUUCAAAGAAAGAGGAGAAUCCUCAAGCAGCGUUUGAAGGUCCCACCAGCCUUGAACCAGUUUACCAAAACCCUUGACAAAAAUCUCGCAACGACUUUGUUCAAGAUGCUACUCAAGUACAGGCCGGAAGACAAAGCAGCCAAAAAGGAACGCCUUUUGAAGAGAGCUCAAGCUGAAUCAGAAGGAAAGACUGUUGAAGCUAAGAAACCCAUUGUUGUGAAGUAUGGUCUUAACCAUAUCACCUACCUUAUCGAGCAGAACAAGGCACAAUUGGUGAUCAUUGCCCAUGAUGUUGAUCCAAUUGAAUUGGUUGUCUGGCUUCCUGCACUCUGCAGAAAGAUGGAAAUCCCUUACUGCAUUGUAAAGGGGAAAUCUCGUUUAGGAACUAUUGUCCAUCAGAAAACUGCAGCAGCGUUGUGUUUGACCACAGUCAAGAACGAGGAUAAAAUGGAAUUCAGCCGAGUAUUGGAGGCCAUCAAGGCUAACUUCAAUGACAAGUAUGAGGAGUACAGGAAGAAGUGGGGUGGUGGAAUAAUGGGUUCCAAGUCACAGGCAAAAACUAAGGCAAAAGAGAGGGUUCUUGCAAAGGAGGCUGCUCAGAGGUUGAAUUAGAUUAUGCUUUUCGUAAUGUACUUUCUGGUUUUGAUUUUUGUUUUAGAAAAUCUAAAUUUAAGGUUAUUUUUCGUUUCGAAAUUUUGAAAGGACAAAUAUUUACUUGUUAUGGUUAUUGUAUGUGUUUGGUUUUUGGAUUUAUGAUAAUUAUUGAUUCGAAGUGAGUUGC